CACUACCCCCGCCUCGGCGGCUAUAUUUGGUAUUGUAGCCUCAUCUUUGCAGGUCGUGCGAGGAUUCUCGGUGCUCCGCACGCUUAGAAGUUGAAAAACUUCGAUAAUACACAUCGGAAUAGUAUACGGACGAGUGCGUGAAUCUGAGUACUGCCUUUAUUUUUACCUGUCGUAUUUUCAUGAUUUUCAUUUUUACCCGUUUACGUUUUACUUUUGAUUUGCCUUAGCUAGUGCGUCGAGCUGCACUUUGCACUCUGAUUUUCAUAUUUCAUUUCGUUUUGUUUUUCAGUUUUCUACGUUUCUAUUCAAAUCACAACUGGUGCUCGACGAUAUUCUACUUUUUUACAACGGUUCUGGGUCAGAAUGCCAGCAGCGCCUGCAGCUGCUGCAGAUGAGCAGCAGCAAAAUGUUCCGCGUGCUACCGACCGUGGACGCACGCUCCUGUCUCCAGAGGAUUCCUCCUUGCCAGCCGCUGACGAUCCGGGCGGGGCAGCGGGGCACGUGCAGCACCAGCAUCAUCGUGCAGCUACACCGAAAACACGUUCUCAUCCUCCUGUACAAAUCUUCAAAGACGAAUCGCACGUCUCUGUUGUGAGAGAUGAGCCGGUGGAUGAUUACCUUCAUCAUGCAAAGCCGAAGAAUUGUACUGUGGUCGCGGCUUGUUCUACGCAUAAAGAUGAUGCACGAGAUAAAGCUGGCGACGAGAAGGAGAAGAUGACACCUGCUCUCAUUCAUGCGACGGCCGUCUUGUUUUUCGUCAGCUUUGUGGAACUCUUCGGAUACAACGUGAUCAGCAACAUUAAUCCGUUUCUGAACAUGCCGGACGUAAGCUAUUUUUAUUUGUGGCUCCGUUUUAUGAAAGAAGCUUGACAGCAAGCAUGGUCAAAUUUGUGUUCUGCUGCGGCCCGAAACUACACAAGAAUCAUUCUCAUUGAUAAGUGAGAAUGUUUGUGUACGUUUUUUGUGCUAUGACUAUCGCAAACCUACAUCUACUUCAUCACAGAUGCUCGGCACCGACUGGGGCUACAUUUCUGGUUUUCCUUACGGCGCCAGUAACGUUGUUUUUGCCCUUCUCUACGCCUACAUCACGGAAAAGCGGAAAUUUCAGCCGGUUGUGGAGGUGACUUCGCCGAGUCAAGAGCACCGAGAGGACUCGUUGGAUCCUCGUUCUACUACAUCAAGUCGGGAUACGAACUUUUAUUCCGAGUUGGAAAAGGGUCAUUUAGGUGGACGAGGCGAAGCUGGUUCCAAAACCAUGACAAAAAUCCUGUGGACCCGCAACCAGUUCUUUGCAGCGUUCACUUUCCCGGUCCGCUGGGCAAUUGCUUGUGGGUUCAACUUCCUGGUCUAUUUCCCGCUUCUGAUUCUGGCAGUGGCCUACAAGUCGCGGGCGCUCGCACUGACCGCGAAAGCGGUACUCGGCAUCGGAAAUUCCUGGCUGCAGAGCUCCGGUGCUGGUAUAACCAUAAAGGCAGAGGUUAUGUUUGCAGUUGAAUUCGAGGCAAGAGGAUUCAUAUCGCAAUCCUAGCUAGAGUGGGUCGUAAGUAGACACAUCAUGGCUUGUUCAACUUCAACAAGUCAUGCGAGAAACACGAAACCGCUGCAUAAAAAAACGAGAGCAGCGAAUUAAAAAUUUGCCAUAAAUCCUGCGUCCGUUUUCAAAACCAGGUUUGUGUACGAGUCUUCAUAGCCGCCGCGUGAUGACGUUCUGGUCCCUUGGUAAUGCGUUGGCGGGCAUUCCGCCGUUGGUCUUCAAUUUGGUCUACAACCUCGCAUUGGGUCACAAGGGGUACACCAGCGAGCUCGUCUACAUUCUGCUCUCGAUUGCGGCUUUUGUAAUCAUUUUGGCCUACUUCGUGCUGAGUUGCGCCGUGAGAAAAAACGUGCUGUUAGCGAAACAGGUCGAACUAGAGAACCUGAAUCCGGACGAGGCAGAACUGCGUGAACAAUUGGAACAAAUUGAAGAUGCGGAGAGUCCGUUCCCGUCCAGCACUAGUGCCGGAAUUUUUAUACCGACUACGGAACAACCGAAGAAGGCGAUGAAGUGCGGGGACAGUGCGCACGCCGUAAGUCGAACUACAGGCGCCACCGGAACUACACCUCGAGAUGUCGAGUCGCAGCCGCUAGUACAUCAAACAAGCCCUGCUGCCAAGAAGUUUUUCUCACGCGGAGAGCAGAACUGCGAGAACAGGACAAGCCUACUUGGGGAACAACACGACCAGGAAGACCACGACGAUAUCCAUUCCGUCGAAACUCGUUCGACUUCUACCAUCCAGCCACGCACCAUCUGGGCCGUGUACGCCGAUGAUUGGCCGAUGUUUACGGGUAUGUUCUUCGUCUUUUUCACGACUUUCGCGAUUCAUCCGGCGCUCCCACUGAAAUUCAAAGCCGACGUGAAACCCGAUGACAGUACCGAUCCCGCAGACCACCGCCUCUGCAAGUCCAACUUUUUGUUACUUGUCAUUGGUUGCUUCAGCGUGGGGGACUUGUCGGGCCGGUAUUUACCGUGGCUGUGGAAACCGAAGCGGGGGUGGUUUUUACCGCUCGUUGGGAUGAAAUGCUGUUUGGUUACUUUGCUCUGCUUUUUGACUUGUCUCUACGAAUUCAAUCUCGCGGUGCCCUUCCUAGUGAACAUCUUCCAGGGCAUGUUCCACGCGUACCUGGCCACCUGGGCCUUUAUGGAAGCGGGCAGUACGAUUACCCAUCCGGCGGAACGCGCACAGAUCGGUCCGAUUUUGAGCACCAAUUUGCUAAUCGGGAUUUUCCUGGGAAGCUUGUUUUCCGCGUUCGCAUUGAAGCCUAUCAACGUGGCGCUGGGCAUCGACCACUGACGAGUCGUGGUGUGCAGCAGGGAAGAACGCAGCAGGCGUGUGAAGACGUGUUGAAACCAAAGCACUCCGCUAGUUAUACUUGCAUAAAGUACAACGGAAACAGCAUGAACAUGAGCAAACAAACGCAGUUUGUGGUGCGUAGCGCGGGAAAUAAAUAUGAAACAAACGUGAAAAAAAUGUAUCGACCAUCAGUAGUACCAGUAGUGAAAAGAUGACCUCUCACAUAUACAAACAUAUGAAAUUUAAAGAUUCUUCUACUAUAUGAACCUCACUGCAGCUUUUGUUUCUCUUCGCCGAUAAGAAGUAGUGCGCUCCGCCUUCUAUAGUGUGCGAUCCAACAAAAAAUGCAAAGACGAGGUAAAGUAUCGGAGAAAGUUUAUCGGUUUCCUAACGCAUAAUUAUUGAAGUUAAACUACUUGAUGUUCGAGGUCACUUUAGAAUUUUGAUGUUGAUGAUUGAAGAUGAUGUAACAGUGAUAAGUGAGCUCGCCGCCCUGUCGCGGUACCUAGUCCUAGUCUGCUGCAGCUAU
This is a messenger RNA of Amoebophrya sp. A120, 3360 nucleotides long. Lineage: Eukaryota; Dinophyceae; Syndiniales; Amoebophryaceae. The record is from the annotation of a GenBank genome assembly.